AUGGUCGACAAGACUACAUUAAAGAAAAUCUUUAUAUUGCCAAUAGCAUUACAGACAGCUGUGUUUAUCAGCUACUGUCUAUUCCCAAUCAACUUCAUCUUACGUCCAUUCUCAAAGAGAUACACAAUCUAUCUCAAUGGUCUUGUUGCCUCAAUAUGGUUCAAGUUCGUCGUGUUUGCAUUCACAGUGCUACAUGGAAUCAAGAUCACAAUAUAUGGUGAUGAUGUGCCUGAGGAUGAGAAUGCAGUGAUCAUCAUGAACCAUCCAUCAGAGAUUGAUUGGGCCUAUACAUGGAUACUUGGUGCAAUGAAGAACUCAUUGGGCAACAUCAAGAUCAUCAUGAAGGAUGAGAUCAAGUAUGUACCAGGUGUUGGAUGGGGAUGUGAUUGCCUUGGAUGGAUCUACAUCACAAGGGAUUGGGCAUAUGAUGAGAAGCAUCUCCAGCAUCAUCUCACCAAGGACAAGGACAUUGGUCACAGGACAUGGUUGACCAUUUUCCCAGAGGGUACUGAUAUGGAUGAGGAGAAGUUGGCCAAGAGUCAUGCUUUUGCAGAGAAGAAUGGAUUCCCAAAGUUCAACAAUGUAUUGUUGCCCAGGGUAAAGGGAGUGCAUACGAGCAUUAGUAGCAUGCGACCAGAGUUGCAAGCAGUGUACGACUUGACGAUUGGUUACGAGACCAAGCCAUCGAUUGUAUCAAACCUGAUUGGAACCAAUCCACGCAAGGUUGACAUCAACAUUAGACGCAUACCAAUUAGCAAUGUGCCCAAAGAGGAGAACGAGACACAAGACUGGCUGUUCAAGAUCUUUGCUGAGAAGGAGCAGUUGUUGGAGCACCUCAAGAAGCACAAGACAUACCCUACCAAGGGACGUCUCUACGAACCAGACACCAGCGUCUAUGUAUAUGGAAUACUCUUCUUGGCUUUGAUUCCAUGGUCGAUCUACACAUUCUUCACAUCGUACUAUGCCAGAUGGUUUACUGCCAUUGCUACGACAGUCUUUAUUAUCAACUCUGCUUCACAUCAAGUUAGACUUCUUCGUGGAUCAGAUGUUCCUAGACCACGCAAGGUGCAUAAAGCCUAG
Molecule: messenger RNA, 1080 nt
Organism: Acytostelium subglobosum LB1
Lineage: Eukaryota; Evosea; Eumycetozoa; Acytosteliales; Acytosteliaceae
Exons: 5
Coding region: 1-1080 (359 amino acids)
Cellular component (GO): endomembrane system
Molecular function (GO): acyltransferase activity
Source: RefSeq, a predicted model, not a curated record